This is a messenger RNA of Manihot esculenta (cassava), 2715 nucleotides long. RefSeq names its product pentatricopeptide repeat-containing protein At3g47530. The transcript has a single exon. Gene Ontology annotation, biological process: RNA modification. The record is from RefSeq and is a predicted model, not a curated record. Gene Ontology annotation, molecular function: RNA binding; protein binding; zinc ion binding. NCBI's taxonomy places the organism in Eukaryota, Viridiplantae, Streptophyta, Magnoliopsida, Malpighiales, Euphorbiaceae. Bases 187 to 2025 code for a protein of 612 amino acids.
AGUAUUGCAAUUUUCCUUAGUUACAUCAGUUAAUUUUUAAGGUUCUAUUUCUUUUGUAAAAUGAUAGAAAUUUUAGCGUUAUGCUGGCGGAAGUCGCAGUCUCGCCACCUGCAAGCAGCAACUUGCAUCUUCAUGCAUAUUCCUAUAUCAUAAUUUGUAAACAAGUUUUUAUUCUGUCAAAACCCAAUGAUUCAUAUCUCACCUUUCUUUAAAUCAAACUCUUAUUAUCUCUUCCCCUUACGCCCUGAUCUCUUUUUCUCUCGUUUCACCACGGCCACUGCACCAAAACCACCGCAGCAACACUUGAUUUCCCUCAUUAAAUCAUGCACUCAAAGAUCCCAUUUGCUCCAAAUCCACGCCCAACUCAUCCGCAACUCUCUCCUUCAAGAAUUCGCCUUCUCUUUCCCUCUUUUGUCCCGUGUAGCACUCUCUCCGUUCCAAGAUAUCAGCUACUCCCGCCAAAUUUUCUCUCAAACCCCAAACCCAUCUGUUUUCCAUUACAAUACCAUGAUAAGAGCUUAUUCUCGGAGCAAUUCACCUAUUGAAGGGUUUUUGUUAUAUCAGGAUAUGCGACAGAGAGGUCUACGUGCGGAUCCCUUAUCUCUGUCUUUUGUUAUUAAGUGUUUUGUUAGAGUUUGCUCUUUAAUGGGUGGUGUUCAGGUUCAUGCUAGGAUUUUAAGGGAUGGUCAUCAAUCAGAUAGCGUAUUGCUUACUAAUUUGAUGGAUCUAUACUCCCUUUCCGAGAAGGGAAAUGAAGCGUGCAAAGUGUUUGAUGAGAUACCUCAAAGAGAUAUUGUUGCUUGGAAUGUCUUGAUUUCCUGUUUUAUUCGUAAUCAUAGGACCAGGGAUGUUUUAGUUUUAUUUGACGGUAUGGUAAGUGGUGAAUUUUUGUGUGAACCAGAUGAUGUCACAUGCUUGCUUCUGCUUCAGGCUUGCGCGAACUUGGGUGCUCAUGAAUUUGGAGAAAAGGUUCAUGGUUACAUUCAAGAACACGGUUAUGGUGAUGCUAUGAAUCUGUGCAAUUCGCUUAUAGCUAUGUAUUCACGGUGCGGGUGUUUGGACAAGGCUUAUGGUGUGUUUAAGAGCACACGCAAUAAAAAUGUCAUUACAUGGAGUGCCAUGAUUUCUGGUUUUGCAAUGAAUGGGCAUGGAAGAGAAGCUAUUGAAGCAUUUCGAGAGAUGCUAAGAAUAGGUAUUUUGCCUGAUCAUCAAACGUUUACUGGAGUUCUUUCUGCUUGUAGUCACUGUGGGUUGGUUGAGGAGGGAAUGCUGUUUUUUGAUAGAAUGACCCGAGAUUUCGGGAUAGCUCCCAAUAUUCAUCAUUAUGGGUGUGUGGUUGAUCUUUUAGGUCGUGCAGGUGAGCUUGAUCGGGCAUAUCAGGUUAUAAUGUCAAUGAAGGUCAAGCCAGAUUCAACAAUUUGGAGGACCUUACUAGGGGCUUGUAAGAUUCAUAGGCACGUUACACUUGGAGAACGUGUGGUUGGGCAUUUAACUGAACUAAAGGCUCAGGAAGCUGGGGAUUAUGUAUUGUUGUUGAGUAUAUACUCCUCUAUUGGGAAUUGGGAGAAGGUGACGGAACUGAGAAAGUUUAUGAAGGAGAAAGGUAUCCAAACUACACCUGGAUGUAGUACAAUUGUAUUGAAGGGUGAGGUGCAUGAGUUUGUUGUGGAUGAUGUUUCUCACCCUAGAAAGGGAGAGAUUUAUGAUAUGCUGGAUGAGAUUAAUGAGCAGCUCAAGAUUGCUGGUUAUGUUGUCGAACCAACGUCUGAACUGCACAAUUUGGGUGCAGAAGAAAAGAAAUAUGUUCUUUCUUAUCAUAGUGAGAAGUUGGCAAUUGCUUUUGGAGUUCUCGCAACACCACCAGGCACAACAAUUAGAGUAGCCAAGAAUCUUCGGAUCUGCGUUGAUUGUCACAACUUUGCCAAGUUUGUUUCAGGGGUUUAUAAUAGACAAGUAAUCAUCAGAGAUCGUACUAGGUUUCAUCAUUUCUCCGAAGGAAGCUGUUCCUGCAAUGACUACUGGUAAUAAUAAUUGGAGAAGAGACACUUAUGGCAACAAAACCCAAGUAUCAGCAUGCAAUGCAUUUACUGUGAUUGAACCAGUUUCAGGGUAAACAUCAAUCUAUCUCGACAGAGCGCACCAAUGGUUGAAAUUUGUGCCUAUUUAGAGAUAUGUGUGAAGUAUCAAGUCAUUAUCACACAAUGUCAAAAAGAGGAAACAAUAAGUAAGCAGCUUAAGUGCUAGACAUCUUCUCCAGUGUGAAUAAUGGCCGAGAGGGAUUAUGGAACCUGACAACCUGGAAAUCCUGAACCUAUUGAAGAUAAACAGAUUACAGAUGCCUUGGUUAGUUAUUGCCGGUUGCAUAAGCAUAUUGUUCAAUGUUGCAUAAGCAUCUCUGUGAUUGCAUUUAAACCUGGAAAUUUUGAGUGUCCUCAUCUGGUAUUUUAUCAAUUAGCAAGACUAGAGUUUACAGGCCAAAAAUACCAAAAAUUUUGUAUUUGGCUUCUGACGUAAAACAUUUUCCGCAUCCACAUCAACCAUAUAAUGUGAAGCAGCCACCGGUGGUACUCACAGGAUUUAAUUUCACGUUGUCAAUAGAAAACGCAGAAGCAAUAAGAUUAAUUUUACAUAGACAGCACAUCAACUUAGAAGUUAUAAUAAUAAAAUACAUCAAUUUCAUUUUUAUACCAUAAAAUCUGUUUUACAUUAUUUUGC